CAUACAACCUGGAGCAACCAUCGUGAAGCAAAAUACACGAACGCUCCACAGUUACAAUCUGUUUAAAUAUAUCAUAUAGCAUAACUUAAUCAUGGCUGAGGGGCCUGUGAACGUGGUGCUUGGCGCGGGAGGCCGGACAGGCCUGGAAUGCGUCAAAAGGCUCGUCGAUGUCAGCGACAUACCAACGCGCGCAGUCGUCCGCGACCCUUCCAAGCUGGAGAGCAUUCUGGCAAAGUCAGCAAAGCUCCAGAUUGUCAAGGGGGACGUGGGGAAUGAGGCCAGCCUGCGCGAGGUGCUCAAGGGCGCUCGCGGCGUCAUCUUCGCCGCAGCCGGUAGGGGCUACUGGAGUGCGGCCGAUGUGGACUUCAAGGGCGUGGAGCGGGCGGCGGCGGUGUGUAAGGAGGUGGGCGCGCAGCGGCUGGUGCUGGUGUCUUCCAUGCUAGUCACGAAGAAGAACUGGCUCAACCCGGUCCGCCUGCUGCUCAACAACAUCCGCUGGGGCCUCAUGGACAACAAGCUCAAAGGCGAGGACGCGCUGCGGGCCAGCGGCCAGCCUUACACUGUGGUGCGGCCGAGCGGCCUGGCCAGCGGCCUGCCUGGAGACGUCACCUUCGUCACCGGCCAGGGCGACACCAUGGCUGCCGGCAGCACCAUCAACCGCGCCGACCUGGCAGCGGUGUGUGCUGAGGCGCUCACAAACCCCGGAGCGCGAAAUGUUACGUUUGAGAUCGUGGCGCGGGAGGGCGCGCCGCCCGGCGGCUACGAGGCUCAGCUGAAGAGCAUGUGGGCGUCGCUGCAGCAGGAUGCGUAAAGCCAGGUUAGGUGUGGGGUAGCUGUGGAGCAGUGCUGGAGCGGAGGAGGAGAGGGGCA
This is a messenger RNA of Chlamydomonas reinhardtii, 870 nucleotides long. RefSeq lists its product as uncharacterized. The transcript is spliced from 5 exons. Lineage: Eukaryota; Viridiplantae; Chlorophyta; Chlorophyceae; Chlamydomonadales; Chlamydomonadaceae. The coding region runs from base 92 to 811 and encodes 239 amino acids. The record is from RefSeq and is a predicted model, not a curated record.